Molecule: messenger RNA, 213 nt
Organism: Knipowitschia caucasica
Lineage: Eukaryota; Metazoa; Chordata; Actinopteri; Gobiiformes; Gobiidae
Source: the annotation of a GenBank genome assembly
AUGGGAGCAGAUGCCGAGGAGCAAACACACGGUCGCAGCCGCGGAAGUAGGCACGGCGUCAAGAUUAGCCGCUGGUGCACCGGGCGCACGGGUUACCUGUUGUUGCGAGGUACUUGGGAUAUCCACGGGUCCAGGGUUGACUCCGCAGAGCAGGAGGAGGAUGCAGCAAAGGGUUUUCACUCGCCGCUCAGCUCCGUCACGUACCACGGAUAA